Molecule: messenger RNA, 2240 nt
Organism: Acyrthosiphon pisum (pea aphid)
Lineage: Eukaryota; Metazoa; Arthropoda; Insecta; Hemiptera; Aphididae
Exons: 6
Coding region: 242-1582 (446 amino acids)
Source: RefSeq, a predicted model, not a curated record
CUACUCACUAUAGACUAAGCCACACACACAUCGGUUACAGACGCACGCAGUUGUCUGCUGACGUGCGUAAAGUGAACACCCGACAAUAUAAAAUGAAUACACAAAAACGCGAUACCGUCCCAUCACUGCACGAAACGGAUUCGUGACGUUAUUCCACGUCGUAGUCUGUUUCAUUGCGAAAUAAUAUUAAUAGGUAAUACAUUGCAUAUAGGUAUUCGUUUGCGGAGCCCGCCCCCGCGACAUGAACAUACUCUUCCGGAAGAAUUUCCAGGCGGAAGGCUCCUCCAAGGAGAGGAGCUAUUCCAGUGGCCUGGGCAGGAGGACGCCCAGCGGCAACACCAAUGCACUGGGAACCGUGCGGAGGACCAGGGAAUCCAGGUGUUCAAUGAUGAUCGACUCGGAUCAUACUUGUCCGUUUAGGACCCACAUACUCCUGGGUCACGCAAACUUCCCACAGGAGUUUGAAGACUUCGUCGGGCCACCUUUGCUGGCACAACCCAAACCCACCUCGGCCGUCCCACUCAUACGGUGGAUCCGGAGGAAACAAUCCACGGGGAAGGCCGAGACGAUCGUCACCAACACGCCACAAUUCACAAACGCCACUGGGACCAGUGCGAGCGCAGGUAGCAGCUCGGUCAACAACAAUCCAAUUGACAAGAAUUGCAGAGGUCGCCAUGGUUCGUAUUCUACACUAAAUAAUCCCACUGGUACAAACGGUCAUAGUACGCUCCAUGUCAGAAAAGUCGAUUCGGCGAGUAUUGCCAACAUGGACAAAGAUUGUUUCAUCAUACCAAUCGCUUAUUUGGACCGAUUCCUACCCGACGGGGUCAACCUCCCCACGACGCCAAGUCCAAACAAAACCAAUGCUCUAAAUAUGGUCGAAGUAGACGAUCCGAAAACUUGCCUCAUGUUUCACAUGAUGACCACGUUGGAACCGAUCGAUCCUGUUUUAGAAUCUCCUUUGUCGGAUCCAAUGGCCAGACAAACGGCAGCUGCUUGUGCCCUGCUUACAGAAAUAGCAGCAACAAAAGUAGCUUCGGAGGGCAUGUUGCUGGCAAAUUUAGAAAAAGACGCCGUGUUCCCGUUCAUUACAUAUUACGUGCUGAAUAAGUCUUCGGUGUCCAAUCCCCGUGAAGUGGCUGUGAACGUUCGGAACACGACUCUGAAAAAAUUCGACCCUCGGGUCAUCAAGCACACCACCGAUCACACGUUCGACUUGUUCACCGAAGUGGCCAACAUCGUGUGCCCACCGAUGAGCCAGUCGAAGAGGCCUAGGGGCACGCACACCGCUUACAUCAUAUCGGUGUACAAAGUAUUCGACGGCGACGACAGUGAAAAGUUCGAGAAACACUGGCUUUAUUGGACAGGCGCACGCAUGAUCUACAAUUAUUUACCGAAAUCUGCCGGUUUGAGGAGGAUAACGUUACACAAGUCGCAAUCGAACGGCGACAAACAGUACGUGCUUAUGUGCGAAUGUGCCAAUUUACUACAAGACUUCACAUCCGUAGCCAAGUUACUGCCGGCGCUCAAGGCUAGACUGUGCGGUUGCACUGGAGUGUACCGAUCUAUAUUCAUAAUUUAAUAUUUAAAUAUAAAAUAAUUUGUAUUGUUAUAAUAUGCUGGUACCUAAGGGCGCCCAUAGGGUAAUAUUCAGGGGGGUUCGGGGGGUGGUACAAAAUUAAACUAUAUUACAAAACCUAUUUAUAGCAUAUUUAUAAUAGGUUGGUAUUUCUUAAAAGUCAUGGUGGUGGAGAAGUCCUAUGCAGGAUUUUUGAAUGUCGGGAAGCUUGAAAAUAAACUUCAAUUUUAUUUUUAUUUUUAUUUUGUCACUAUUGAAAGUAUUUAAUCACUAUUGAAAGUGAUAAGUAAUAAGCAAAUAAGUGCAAUAUAAAUUCAAAGCAUAUACAUCAUUUUUUUUUUUUGGUUACUUUAUUAUUUUCUAGGGGGACAUGCCCCGCUUGCUCUCCCACCAAUGGGCGCCCUUGCUGAUACCGCAAUAUAACCUACCUGUGCGUACAUAUUGACAAAUAUCGUCGCGGUAAUACCUAAUAACGCAAGCAUAAUCAUAGCAAAGACGACCAGCGUGGGUAAUUAAACAAGAUUUUCCAAUAAGUACUCCAAAAUGUAUACGAUAUAAAGUCCUAAUACAUAAAUAAUUAUAUAAGUAUUAUUAUUAUUAUUAUUAUUAUUAUACGAUGUACGUAUAACUUGUGUACAAAUUAAACGAUUAUUGUAUUUUA